AUGACACUUUAUGCUGAUGUUUUACUAUCUUUUAACUGGACAUUUUGGUACAAAGAUAAGUGCGCAAAGGACGAUGAUUGGAGAAUGAAUUUCCAAAAGCUAUUCGAAGUGUCGACGGUUACGCAAUUUAUCGAGGCCUAUAAUAAAACAAAAUUGCCUUCUCGUUUACCACUAGGAGCUAGUUAUUAUUUUUUCAAAAAUGGAAUACAGCCAAUGUGGGAAGAAGAACCGAAUAAAGGAGCAGGAGCUUGGGUAAUUGUGGUUACUAAUCGGAUUAAUAAUGAUUUGAAUUUGAUUUGGUCAGAUAUGUUGUUUACACUCAUUAGUAGCGGUUUUAAAGAGUUGUCGUGUUAUUUAUGUGGUAUCACGUGUAACGUGAGGGACAAACAAACACAAAAAGUUACAAUAUGGACAGUCAAAACUACAUUGGAAAAUUAUGAACAUAUAAUAAAGAUUGGAAAAAUUCUACAAACCCUUAAACAAAACGUAUACGAAAUAAAAUCAAUAAAAUAUAAAUUACAUAAUAGAUUGUCAAAUAAUUUUGACUAUGUGUUAUAA
This is a messenger RNA of Rhopalosiphum maidis (corn leaf aphid), 558 nucleotides long. RefSeq names its product eukaryotic translation initiation factor 4E-like. Gene Ontology annotation, molecular function: translation initiation factor activity; RNA 7-methylguanosine cap binding. The coding region runs from base 1 to 558 and encodes 185 amino acids. NCBI's taxonomy places the organism in Eukaryota, Metazoa, Arthropoda, Insecta, Hemiptera, Aphididae. Gene Ontology annotation, cellular component: eukaryotic translation initiation factor 4F complex. The transcript has a single exon. The record is from RefSeq and is a predicted model, not a curated record. Gene Ontology annotation, biological process: translational initiation.